UAUGAGGCCCGGUGGGUUUCCUGUGUUGUCUCGACACGACGACCACGUGGGAUUAUUUUCAAGAUGGCGGAAAAAGCAAAAGUUGUCCGUGAUAGUAAACUGCAAAGAAAACAGGUCGAGAUUGCAGUUCCUUCGUUACUCUCUCAUAUUAAGCAGAAGCAGUCCGAAAAGCCAAGCUUAAUGGGAGAUCAACAAGCGAUAUGGGUUCUUGUAGCACUUAAAAAGAUCCCUGCGCCGGACAAGAAACCAAAAAGAAUACCUUUAAGCAGCAGUCUACACUCAGAAGACUCCGAAGUCUGCCUCAUAACUAAACUGGAGGGAUCGAAAGCAAAGGAAUUGCUUAAAUCUAAAGACAUAACCUCUGUGAAAAAGGUUAUUAGCUUGACAAAGCUUAGGAAGAAUUAUCGAUCAUUUGAAUCCAAAAGGCAACUGUCAAGUUUGUAUGACAUAUUUCUGUGUGAUGAUGCUAUCUAUCAUUUAUUACCACGCGUAUUGGGGAAAGCUUUCUUUGCCAAGAAAAAGUUUCCUCUGCCUGUGAAUUUGAAGAAAACUAAUCUACAAGGGGAGAUAAAUAAAGCUCUUCAAAGCACAUAUAUCUCACUCGGCCAUGGAUCCUGCAGUGCUAUGAAAGUUGGUCACACAGGACAGGAGAAGAAGGAGGUUAUCUCAAAUAUUGUAGAAGCAGUAUCUGGAUUGGCAAAGAUAAUCCCUCGUGGUUGGAAUAAUAUUCAGUCUCUGAACAUUAAAACCUCCAACUCCAUCUCUCUACCCAUUUACAACUCAUUACCUGAAAGACCUGUUGGUAUCUCAGAUGAGACACCCAAGAAAAAGAAAAAGACAAAGAAAGAGGAUUCUUCAGAUGAUGAUGAAUAAUGUGAAACGGAAUAAAAUGUUUGCAGUACGAUAGCUAAAACUGAUACAGGGGAAAUACAUAUGUAAGAAUUUUGAUUUUAAUUCUUAAAAAACACCGAAUUGAAAAGCUUAUUUACAUACAGCUGUGGUUUGACCAGGAUUUGUCUUUGGGGACAUGCAGAAGAUAAAAGUAUAAUAUCUGCUGAUCACUCACUUUUUAACAGUCAGAGGGAUGGGCACUCCUUGGAAGCCCCUCCCUACCUAGGCACUUGUACAUAAUGCUAAAGGAGAUUGUCAAGUUGACCCACUGUGCUAAAUCUUCAUUGAAUGUACAAAGAUUGUCAGAGGGCCCCAAAUCCAACCAAUUUUUUGUGGUUAAAGGGGGUCAUUGACAAAUACUAGCCUAGCCUACUAGACUUCAAAUGAAGUAGCUACAUAGUAAUCCCCCUACAAAAUGUUAACUCUGAAAAUAUGAGACAAAUUCAUUUGCACAUUUCUGCAGAAACUGAAGCCCUCUUUCCUACCACAUUCAUACAAUUUUUAUUUAAAAAAUGAAUACAUAGCAAUGUGACGGUUCUGGGUUUGAAAUGAUAUAAAGAAGUUUGCUCCUCAUUUGCUAUUCAUAAGAAAGGUAGCUGCCACUUUGGACGUUUUAGUUUGUCAUUUUUGACAUGUGAAAUAAACAUGAUUACUCCAUCGUCCUUUUACCAGCUAA
Messenger RNA from Nematostella vectensis (starlet sea anemone), 1567 nucleotides. Its product is annotated as ribosomal L1 domain-containing protein 1. NCBI's taxonomy places the organism in Eukaryota, Metazoa, Cnidaria, Anthozoa, Actiniaria, Edwardsiidae. The transcript is spliced from 6 exons. The coding region runs from base 64 to 873 and encodes 269 amino acids. Gene Ontology annotation, cellular component: 90S preribosome. The record is from RefSeq and is a predicted model, not a curated record.